This is a messenger RNA of Maniola jurtina (meadow brown), 1827 nucleotides long. It is a transcript of the gene CCT1, whose product is annotated as T-complex protein 1 subunit alpha. The record is from RefSeq and is a predicted model, not a curated record. The transcript has 10 exons. Gene Ontology annotation, cellular component: chaperonin-containing T-complex. Bases 90 to 1760 code for a protein of 556 amino acids. NCBI's taxonomy places the organism in Eukaryota, Metazoa, Arthropoda, Insecta, Lepidoptera, Nymphalidae. Gene Ontology annotation, biological process: protein folding. Gene Ontology annotation, molecular function: ATP-dependent protein folding chaperone; ATP binding; ATP hydrolysis activity.
AACACUGAUUGUUCUUUCAGAAAAAAAAGAAAAAGUGUGACGAGCGAGUGAAUUUAUUCUAACAAAAUCUCUCAAAUUAAUUGGAUAAAAUGUCGACACUCGCUGCUCCUUUAUCCGUUGCAGGAACACGAUAUUCUGGAGCCCCAGUCAGAUCACAGAAUGUAAGUGCAGCAGCAACAAUAGCCAACAUUGUGAAGAGCUCACUGGGUCCUGUCGGCUUGGACAAGAUGCUGGUGGAUGACAUUGGUGAUGUCACAGUCACAAAUGAUGGAGCCACCAUCCUGAAAAUGCUAGAGGUUGAGCACCCGGCUGCAAAGGUGUUAGUGGAACUAGCUCAGCUGCAGGACGAGGAGGUUGGAGACGGCACCACGUCUGUGGUCAUCAUUGCUGCAGAGUUGUUAAAGAAUGCAGAUGAACUUGUCAAAAACAAGAUCCACCCGACCAGCGUCAUUUCUGGCUACCGGCUGGCCUGCAAGGAAGCUGUCAAAUAUAUUCAAGACAAUUUGACAGUUACCGUGGAGUCACUGGGAAAGGCUUCAAUCGUCCAUGCUGCCAAGACCACUAUGUCUUCCAAACUUAUUGGGGCUGAUGCAGACUUCUUCUCAGAAAUGGUAGUAGAUGCGGCUCAAGCUAUCAAGACCAAUGACUCAAAGGGCAAUGCAGUGUACCCCAUCAAAGCAGUCAACAUCCUCAAGGCGCACGGACGAAGCGCCCGCGAGAGUGUGCUAGUCAAAGGCUACGCAUUGAACUGUACGGUAGCUUCCCAGGCCAUGCCUCGCAAGAUUGUGAAUGCAAAGAUCGCCUGCCUCGAUUUCUCGCUGCAGAAGACUAAAAUGAAGAUGGGUGUGCAGGUCCUCGUGUCAGAUCCAGAAAAGCUCGAAGCGAUCCGCGCCCGCGAGCUCGACAUCACCAAAGAGAGACUACACAAGAUCCUCUCCACCGGCGUCAACGUGAUCUUAUGUUCCGGAGGCAUCGACGACCUGUGUCUCAAGUACUUCGUAGAGGCCGGCGCGAUGGGCGUGCGGCGCUGCAAGAAGGCGGACCUGAAGAGGAUCGCCAAAGCUACAGGGGCGACCUACCUCACAUCUCUUACUAAUAUGGAGGGUGAGGAAGUAUUUGAAGCGAGCAUGAUUGGCGAGGCCGCGGAAGUGGUGCAGGAACAAAUCUGUGAUGACCAACUCAUAUUGAUCAAGGGGCCCGCAGCGAGAACAGCCGCCUCCAUCAUCCUCCGCGGCCCCACGGACGCGUACUGCGACGAGAUGGAGCGGUCCGCGCACGACGCGCUGUGUGCCGUGCGCCGCGUGCUGGAGUCCGGGCGGCUGGUGCCGGGCGGCGGCGCGGUGGAGGCCGCGCUGUCCAUAUACCUGGACAACUUCGCUACCACCUUGAGUUCCCGCGAGCAGCUAGCGAUCGCGGCAUUCGCUCAGUCUCUGCUAGUAAUCCCCAAGACACUGGCGGUGAACGCCGCGCGGGACGCCACGGACCUGGUGGCCAAGUUGCGGGCUUACCACAACUCCUCGCAGACUAAGGUGGAACACGCGAACCUCAAAUGGGUAGGCCUGGACCUCAACGAAGGCACCCUACGCGACAACCUGGCCGCGGGCGUGCUCGAGCCCGCCAUUUCCAAGAUCAAGUCGCUCAAGUUCGCGACCGAAGCGGCCAUCACCAUCCUGCGCAUAGACGACAUGAUCAAACUCGACCCGGAACAGAAGGGAGGGAAGAGCUACGAGGACGCGUGCAACGCCGGGGAACUCGACUAGUGUUAUACUUAGUGUACAUUUCAUAUUACGUUUUAAUGUCAAUGCUUUAAUAAAGUAUUGAAAGGUA